Theobroma umbraticum is the source of this 602-nucleotide messenger RNA. RefSeq lists its product as uncharacterized. The record is from RefSeq and is a predicted model, not a curated record. NCBI's taxonomy places the organism in Eukaryota, Viridiplantae, Streptophyta, Magnoliopsida, Malvales, Malvaceae.
UGCACAACUUGAGUUCAUCAAACCAAGGGCUUGUGAGAAAAGAUGGGUUCGCUGGGCAGAACCAAGAACAUGUGCCCCUUUACUGCAGCACUCAAUUCAAGAUUACUGCCAGGGGAACGUCAGAAGAGAAGAAAGUUGAAAAAGCAGGGCAGCAGAAUGAUGAGAGGGUUGACAGCACAGAUGGAAGAGGUUGCUUCGGAACAACAAAGGAGGAAAGAGGAGCAAAGACAACUAAAAGACAAAUUUAAAGCCAUAGAAGCUGAAUGUGACAAACUCCGCAAAGAGACCGCCAUCGUAAUACAGCAGAGUGCCAUCACCCAAAUCCGGCUCGCUCACAUGUUUCAAAUCUUAAGAGCAAGAGAAAAUAGAGACUUUACCAAAGCAGCUCAACUUGCUCAAUCUCUUCGUGAACUUAUAAUGAAACAGAAGGCAUAGUUGGGAGUCUUUGGCGGUGGGUUGCUUCAUUCCGGAGUUGCAAAUAAAUUUCUUUGUUUUAUUCUCAAUUUUUUCACUUUCUUGUUGGAUUUUAGCCAUCGUAGACUGUGGUAGUAAUUUAUAGUUUAUGCAAAUAUAUAUUGAAACAAUAAUCAUUACGUGAAAUU